AUGCUUUUUCUCCCAACCAGCUUAUCAACCACCGAAAAAUUGAUACCAUUGACUAUGCAUCCAUUACACAUAAUCGUUUAUGAUUCGGGAAAGAUUUCAAAUCUAUCCCUAGUUUUACUAGAUCUGAAGGACGGAACGAUAGCGGCGAUGCUUGAUGAUUUGCCACGGACGACGGUCAUGGUUGUUGAUUCGCUACAAAACGAAGACGACGAUGGUUGUGAUCCACCACAGACGGAAACGACGGCAACACUGGUUGUUGAUCUGCCACAGACAGCAACGAUGGUUUUUGAUACCGUUAUAAACGACGGUGACGAUGGUUGUUAA
This is a messenger RNA of Lactuca virosa, 324 nucleotides long. Lineage: Eukaryota; Viridiplantae; Streptophyta; Magnoliopsida; Asterales; Asteraceae. The record is from the annotation of a GenBank genome assembly.